Molecule: messenger RNA, 1497 nt
Organism: Penicillium salamii
Lineage: Eukaryota; Fungi; Ascomycota; Eurotiomycetes; Eurotiales; Aspergillaceae
Source: the annotation of a GenBank genome assembly
AUGAAAAUGAAUAUUGUUGAUCUCCUUGCGGCAUUACCGGAUCGCUCGACUACCGAAAAGCUUGUCUCAGACUAUUUUGACUCUCAAGAGCCCUCAUUAAGUAUAGAGCCAUCCUCAGUCUGUGACGAGUUUUGGCAGGCUCCAACCAAAGUAUCUCCAGCAUGGCUAGCAAUCCUAUACGGCAUUAUUUCAUGUGCACAGUGGAUUGACCACAUCAUCAACGUGGACUCACCAGUCACCAAACCUGACGGAUUCAAACCAUUUGACCUAUUCGACCUAUAUCGGAAGCAAUGCGCGCUCUGUCUCGCCAACUCAAACUACACCCACCCAGGAAAAUACAAAGUCGAAGCUCUUGGCUUAUACCUAGGUCUGGAAUACCUUCACAGCAACAACCUGAAAACAAGCGUCUCGGUCCUUCUAGCAAUUGCCAUUCGACUCGCCACUCUAAUGGGCUACCACCGUGAUGCAAAACCCUACUCGCAGGUCACUGUCUUCGACGCCGAGAUGCGUCGCCGGGUAUGGUUAUUCCUUCAAGUAACCGACUCCGUCGUUGCAUGGCAAACUGGUGUCCCACGUAUAAUCUCCCAGAAAAUAGGUGAUACAGCCUUUCCCACCAAUCUUCUCGAUGAUGAUUUCGGUCCAACAGAUACAAAACUACCACCUCCACGCCCAAACACCCAUUUGACAAGCGGUGUCAUCUACCUCAUCGCCAGAGAACAUAUCAUGUCAGCCAGCAGUGAUAUCACAGAUAAAAUGUCCAUGAAAACAUUAUCACACGAAGAAACAACCCAUCUCAACCAACAGCUCGAGCAAGCAAGGGAUAAAGUCCCACCCUUCUUGAGAAUAACCAACCCCAACACAAAUCAAGAUCUCAAUCUCCAUCGCUAUACACUUGAAAUCACAUUCCAACGAACAAGAUGUAUCCUACACAGACAGUACCUUGUCACACACCGAAAUGAACAAAAAUACAAACCUCUCCACCAGAUCUGCGUCGAUUCAGCCCGGCAAAUCCUCCACCACCAAUCAAACCUUUUCCAAGGAAUUGUUCAUCAGGCUCGACUUUAUUCUCGAACUUGUUUCAGUGCAUCAUUGUCCAUAAGUGAUUGUCUCACUGCUGCUAUGGUCAUUUGUUUCGAGAUCAUAUGUCUAUCCCGGGAACAUCCCGCGGAUAGUAGUCGUGCUGAUCUUAUUCGACUUUUGCAGAAUUCAUGCGAAACUUGGAGAUGUUUUCCCAAGGCCUCGUUUGAGACUUCCAAGGCGGCUGAGACUAUUGCUUCCAUGCUUGCUUUGGUGCAUUUGGAUGAUAGCCAUGGUGCUGUUGAAUUUCCGGUGUCGGUUCAAAGGGGUGGGGCUGAGUUGCGCUCUCCUGUCUCGAUGACUGGAGAUACGGGGACAGGGGCAUUUUUGAAUGUGUUGAAUGGGGAUUCUACACUUGAGAUGUUUGAUUGGGUAAGACCUGGUUGUGUUUUGAAAUGGCAUUUGAAAAGUAAGAUUUGA